Molecule: messenger RNA, 1031 nt
Organism: Dictyostelium purpureum
Lineage: Eukaryota; Evosea; Eumycetozoa; Dictyosteliales; Dictyosteliaceae
Exons: 3
Coding region: 44-922 (292 amino acids)
Source: RefSeq, a predicted model, not a curated record
AUUUAUUUACAAAUAAUAAUAGAUAUUUUAUAUUAAAAAAAAAAUGUCACAACCAUGCAAUUCAAUUUUAGUUAUUGGCGGUACUGGUAAUACUGGUAGAAAUGUAGUAAAGUUUUUAGAAAAGAAAUCCCCAAAUACAUGUAUCAAAGUUGCCUCAAGAGAUGAAAAGAAAUUCAAAUCUCUUGGUUUUGGUAAAAAUACCAAAUUCCAAAAAUUCGAGUUUAGCGAUCCAAAAACUUGGGAUGCUGCUCUUGAAGGUGUAGAUCGUGUUUUCUUAAUGGCAUUACCAUUAGAUCCACACCCAGAAAACAAUUGUGGUAGAUUUAUUGAUAAGUGUAAAGAAAGAAUGGUAAGAAAAAUCUGUUUCUUAUCCGUAAUUAAUGCUGAAAGAUUCCCAUUAAUUAAAAUUGAAUCAAUGCUUAAAAAUUCAGGAAUGAUUUAUUGUAUCCUUCGUCCACCAUUCUUUAUGGAAAAUUUAAGUGAAGGUUUUAUGAAAGAUGGCAUCAAAGAUGGUAAUUUAGUUGCACCAGUCGGCCAACAUGCUGUAUCAUGGAUUUCAACCAGAGAUAUUGGUGAAUGUGCUGCCAACAUGUUACUUGAAGAUAAGUUUAAUGGUCAAAUUCUCGAGAUUACCGGGCCAGCUCCAAUCAAUUUUACUCAAUUGUGUGAUGUAUUAUCAAAACAACUAGGUAGACCAAUCAAAUUUACUGAUGCAAGACCAGAUGAAUUCCAUAAAAAUUGUCUUAAGGGCGGACUUCCAGAAGGCUCAACUCAAUAUUUAUCAGAUCUCUACCUCGCAGUUCGUGAUGAUAAGGCAAAUCGUGUAUCAAAGAGUGUUCAUCAAAUUACUGGACACGAACCAAUGGCAUUUGAAACCUUUGUUUCUGAAGCUUUUUCAAAAACCUCAAAACCAGGAAUGUAAAAUUUAUUAUUUUAUAUUUUCAAAUUAAGAUAAUAAUUUAAUUUUAAAUUAAAAAAUAAAAUAUAAUCUUUAAUCAAUAAAAUAAAAAAAAAAAAUGAUUACUAUUAUU